This is a messenger RNA of Chrysochloris asiatica (Cape golden mole), 1275 nucleotides long. It is a transcript of the gene AKAP5, whose product is annotated as A kinase (PRKA) anchor protein 5. The record is from RefSeq and is a predicted model, not a curated record. Gene Ontology annotation, molecular function: molecular adaptor activity; calmodulin binding; glutamate receptor binding. Gene Ontology annotation, biological process: positive regulation of adenylate cyclase activity. The coding region runs from base 1 to 1275 and encodes 424 amino acids. Gene Ontology annotation, cellular component: excitatory synapse; postsynaptic density; dendritic spine. Lineage: Eukaryota; Metazoa; Chordata; Mammalia; Afrosoricida; Chrysochloridae. The transcript has a single exon.
AUGGAGACCAAUGUUUCUGAAAUCCAAGUAGAAAACAAGGAUGAAAAGAGAUCAGCAGAAGUUAGUCCUCAGGACAAGAGACAAGGGGAACAAACCUCUGUUCUGUGCUUCAAGAGACGGAAGAAAACAGCCAAAGUGCUUAAGUCCAAAGCUGGGUCUGAAGCCACCCAUGAAGCCGGCACUUCUGAUCAGCCACACUCCCUAGGAGGGGCCUGGGCCUCAUUCAAACGUCUUGUAACACGGAGGAAAAGGGCAGGUUCUUCAAAGCAGCAAAAAACCCUUGAGGCAAAAGUGCAACCUGAAAUAAAUGCUGAGGAUGUUGGUCUUUCUAAGAAAAAGGCAAAAUCCAGACUUAAAAUUCCCUGCAUAAAAUUCUCAAAAAGUGAGAAAAGAAGUAGCCAUUCCAAAAGUAUAGAAGAUGUGGACUGCAGCAUCAAAGUACAGGGAGAGACUGAAAGUUUGGAUACAAAAACUGAAACUCAAUUGAAUGACCAGGCAACAAAGGCCAGAUCGGCCCAGAAUCUAAGCGAAGGUGUCACACAGAAAGAUGGGGAUGAGCUGUGUGAAGCAAAUGUGAGCAAUGCUACCACUUCUGCUGAAGAGAAAGUCGUUUCGGUGGAACUUGGAUUAGAUACUGGGCAUUCUGCUAUUCAAACAGAAACUCCAAUUCUUGAAAGAGAUAAUGAAACAAUCCAGGAAAAACAAGGUGGUCAGCUUGAGGAAGCAAGUCCAACUGAAAGUUCAGAAACAGACCAUCAGCAGCUACCGGUCGUUUCUGAUGUUCCUCCUCCACCUACAACCCCAGAUCAACAAAUUGUGGAAGAAGUCAGCAACAGUAUCCUAGAAAGUGCACCAGACUGGAAAGUCCAUGAAAGUCAACAGAUGAUAGCUGAAGAGAGUAAGCCUAAAGAUAGUGAAGAGAGUGCAGAUGAAUCAGAUAUUAAAGAAAACGGGAUCAUUGUGGAGAAACCCAAAUCAGAAGAAAGCAAAAGGAUGGAGCCAAUUGCUAUUAUUAUUACAGAUACAGAAAUCAGUGAAUUUGAUGUUACAAAAUCUAAAAAUGUGCCUAAGCAAUUUGUAAUUUCAGUUGAAAACGAGCAAGUUGGGGUUUUUGCCAAUGAUAGUAGUUUUGAGGGUAGAACUUCAGAACAAUAUGAAACACUCUUAAUAGAAACAGCUUCUUCUCUUGUCAAAAAUGCUAUCCAGUUGUCUAUUGAACAGCUAGUUAAUGAAAUGGUCUCUGGUGAUAAUAAAAUAAACAGUCUUCUGCAGUGA